AUGGGUUACUCAGUACCCAGAGAUGGAGAAGAUGAAGAUCUGGUACGAGGAAGAAGGAAUUUGUUUGGUGUUGGUUCGGCUAUGGCAGAUCUAGUGGUGGUGGUGGUGGUGGUGGUGGUGGUGGUGAGAGGGAAGAAGAUAAUGGGGAGUAAGGAGGGGACGGUGGUUGUCGUGGGUGGUGGGUUCGUGGGGUUUUGGCUGGUGGUUGCCGUGGGAUUGAUGGUGGCUGGGUGGCAAGGAGGUUUCAGGGAGAGGAUGAGGUUUGAUUUGAAGAUGGUUUGGAAGCAAGCUAUGAGAGUAAACUAUUACGAUACUCUCCAGGUUAGGACUGCCAAUGGACCUGUUAUUGACCCCUCUCAAAAAGAUAGACUGGAAAGUUUCUUUCUGGGUUUCGAUGCAGAUCUCUGGGAUAUUGUUGUGGAUGGCUACGAGCGUCCAGUUGAUGCAGAUGGCAAGAAGAUCCCAAGGUCAGAGAUGACUGCAGAUCAAAAGAAGCUGUACUCACAACAUCACAAAGCAAGAGCAAUUCUUCUAAGUGCUAUUUCUUAUGAAGAGUACCAGAAGAUUACAGAUCGUGAGUUUGCAAAAGGCAUUUUUGAAUCUCUGAAGAUGUCUCAUGAAGGAAACAAGAAAGUCAAAGAAUCAAAGGCAUUAUCUUUGAUCCAAAAAUAUGAAUCCUUCAUCAUGGAGCCAAAUGAGUCCAUUGAAGAAAUGUUCUCCAGAUUUCAGUUGCUUGUGGCUGGCAUAAGACCUCUCAACAAGAGCUAUACAACAAAAGAUCAUGUCAUAAGGGUUCUCAGGAGUCUUCCUGAAAGCUGGAUGCCUUUAGUGACUUCAAUAGAGCUCACGAGAGAUGUUGAGAAUAUGAGUUUAGAAGAACUCAUCAGCAUUUUGAAAUGCCAUGAGCUGAAGCGCUCUGAGAUGCAAGAUCUGAGGAAAAAGUCUAUAGCCUUGAAAUCCAAAUCUGAAAAGGCUAAGGCUGAGAAGUCAAAAGCUCUUCAAGCUGAAGAAGAAGAAUCUGAAGAAGCAUCAGAAGAUUCUGAUGAAGAUGAGCUGACUCUGAUCUCCAAGAGACUCAACCGAAUCUGGAAGCACAGGCAGAGCAAGUACAAAGGCUCUGGAAAGGCAAAAGGAAAGUCUGAAUCCUCAGGCCAGAAGAAGUCCUCAAUUAAGGAAGUCACAUGCUUCGAGUGCAAAGAAUCAGGGCACUACAAAAGUGACUGUCCAAAGUUGAAGAAGUGGUAUCUGGACAGUGGAUGCUCGCGUCACAUGACGGGAGAAAGGCGUAUGUUCCAAGAGCUAAAACUUAAGCCUGGAGGCGAAGUUGGCUUUGGAGGAAAUGAAAAGGGUAAAAUUGUUGGUACUGGUACUAUUUGUGCAGAUAGUAGUCCAUGCAUUGAUAAUGUGUUAUUGGUAGACGGCUUAACACAUAACUUAUUGUCUAUAAGUCAAUUAGCUGACAAGGGUUAUGAUGUUAUAUUCAAUCAAAAGUCCUGCCGGGCUGUAAGUCAGAUCGAUGGCUCUGUUCUGUUUAACAGCAAGAGGAAGAACAACAUUUAUAAGAUCAGAUUAUCUGAGUUAGAGGCUCAGAAUGUGAAGUGCCUUCUUUCUGUUAAUGAAGAGCAGUGGGUAUGGCAUAGACGGUUAGGGCAUGCCAGUAUGAGAAAGAUUUCUCAGCUGAGCAAGCUAAACCUCGUCAGGGGCUUACCCAAUCUGAAGUUCGCUUCAGACGCUCUUUGUGAAGCAUGUCAGAAAGGCAAAUUCACUAAAGUCCCUUUCAAGGCAAAGAAUGUUGUCUCAACCUCAAGGCCGUUGGAACUUCUGCAUAUCGACCUUUUUGGGCCAGUGAAAACUGAGUCUAUAGGUGGCAAGAGAUAUGGGAUGGUUAUCGUUGAUGACUAUAGCCGCUGGACAUGGGUAAAGUUUCUAACCCGCAAGGAUGAGUCUCAUGAUGUGUUCUCUACCUUCAUAGCCCAAGUGCAAAACGAGAAGGCUUGUAGGAUUGUGCGUGUCAGAAGUGACCAUGGUGGAGAGUUUGAGAAUGACAAGUUUGAGAGUCUGUUUGAUUCCUAUGGAAUUGCACAUGAUUUCUCUUGUCCCAGAACUCCUCAACAAAAUGGCGUUGUUGAGAGGAAGAACAGAACUCUUCAGGAGAUGGCUAGAACCAUGCUCCAAGAAACUGGCAUGGCUAAGCACUUUUGGGCAGAGGCAGUAAAUACAGCAUGUUACAUUCAGAACAGAAUCUCUGUGAGACCAAUUCUGAAUAAGACUCCCUAUGAAUUGUGGAAGAACAUAAAACCCAACAUUUCCUACUUUCAUCCUUUUGGUUGUGUUUGUUAUGUUCUUAAUACUAAGGAUAGAUUGCAUAAAUUUGAUGCUAAAUCUUCUAAAUGUCUAUUACUUGGUUAUUCUGAGAGAUCUAAAGGUUUUAGAUUUUAUAAUACUGAUGCUAAGACUAUUGAAGAAUCUAUUCAUGUUAGAUUUGACCAUCCUAAGGAAUUGAUUCUGGGCAACAAGGACGAACCAGUCAGAACCAGAUCAGCCUUCAGACCCUCUGAAGAGACCCUGCUUAGUCUGAAAGGAUUGGUGUCCUUAAUUGAACCCAAGUCCAUAGAUGAAGCUCUUCAGGACAAGGAUUGGAUUCUGGCCAUGGAAGAAGAAUUGAAUCAAUUCUCCAAGAACGAUGUUUGGAGCUUAGUGAAGAAGCCUGAGAGUGUCCAUGUAAUUGGGACAAAAUGGGUGUUCAGAAACAAGCUGAAUGAGAAAGGAGAUGUAGUCAGAAACAAGGCAAGGCUAGUUGCUCAAGGUUACAGUCAGCAGGAAGGAAUAGACUACACAGAAACAUUUGCUCCAGUAGCAAGACUAGAAGCAAUCAGAUUGUUGAUCUCUUUCUCAGUGAAUCACAACAUAGUUCUUCAUCAGAUGGAUGUAAAGAGUGCCUUCCUAAACGGUUAUAUAUCAGAGGAAGUCUACGUUCAUCAACCCCCAGGUUUUGAAGAUGAGAAGAAGCCAGACCAUGUGUUCAAAUUGAAGAAGUCACUCUAUGGUCUGAAGCAAGCUCCCAGAGCAUGGUAUGAGAGACUCAGCUCAUUCCUUCUGGAAAAUGAGUUUGUAAGGGGUAAAGUAGAUACAACUCUCUUUUGCAAAACUUAUAAAGAUGAUAUCUUAAUUGUGCAAAUCUAUGUUGAUGAUAUUAUAUUUGGUUCUGCUAAUCAAUCUCUAUGCAAAGAAUUUUCUAAGAUGAUGCAGGCUGAAUUUGAGAUGAGUAUGAUGGGAGAACUAAAGUACUUUCUAGGAAUACAAGUUGAUCAAACACCAGAAGGAACAUAUAUCCAUCAGAGCAAGUACACUAAAGAACUUCUGAAGAAGUUCAAUAUGCUGGAAUCUACAGUGGCCAAGACUCCAAUGCAUCCAACAUGCAUUCUGGAGAAAGAAGAUAAAAGUGGUAAAGUAUGUCAGAAGCUCUAUCGUGGCAUGAUAGGUUCACUUCUAUACUUAACUGCAUCUAGGCCAGACAUAUUAUUUAGUGUUCAUUUAUGUGCUCGUUUCCAAUCAGAUCCAAGGGAAACCCACUUAACUGCUGUUAAGAGGAUCCUAAGGUAUCUGAAAGGCACCACUAACCUUGGCUUGAUGUAUAAGAAAACAUCAGAGUAUAAGCUUUCAGGUUACUGUGAUGCUGAUUAUGCUGGAGAUAGAACAGAGAGAAAAAGUACUUCUGGAAAUUGUCAAUUUCUAGGGAGCAAUCUAGUCUCAUGGGCAAGCAAGAGACAAUCAACCAUUGCACUAUCCACCGCAGAGGCAGAAUAUAUCUCAGCAGCAAUAUGCAGCACUCAGAUGCUCUGGAUGAAACAUCAGCUGGAGGAUUAUCAGAUCCUUGAGAGCAAUAUCCCAAUCUAUUGUGAUAACACUGCUGCAAUCUCAUUAAGUAAGAAUCCUAUCUUACAUUCAAGGGCAAAACAUAUUGAGGUAAAGUAUCACUUUAUUAGAGAUUAUGUACAAAAGGGCGUACUUCUUCUGAAGUUUGUUGAUACUGACCAUCAAUGGGCAGAUAUCUUUACAAAGCCCUUAGCAGAGGAUAGAUUUAAUUUUAUUCUGAAAAAUCUGAAUAUGGACUUUUGUCCAGAGUGA
Messenger RNA from Lotus japonicus, 4128 nucleotides. RefSeq lists its product as uncharacterized. The record is from RefSeq and is a predicted model, not a curated record. Gene Ontology annotation, molecular function: zinc ion binding; nucleic acid binding. The transcript is spliced from 5 exons. Gene Ontology annotation, biological process: DNA integration. Lineage: Eukaryota; Viridiplantae; Streptophyta; Magnoliopsida; Fabales; Fabaceae. Bases 1 to 4128 code for a protein of 1375 amino acids.